Messenger RNA from Arctia plantaginis, 372 nucleotides. Lineage: Eukaryota; Metazoa; Arthropoda; Insecta; Lepidoptera; Erebidae. The record is from the annotation of a GenBank genome assembly.
AUGGCUUGGGCAUUUAAAUCGGAUGAAGCCCUCUCGUCUGCCCAGACAAAUUCUCUUAGGAAACCAAAUGUUAAACGUCCCUUCAGUCGUCCUGUCCUCCGUUUUAAAGAUAGUGCUAAACGAGACGUGGUUUCCAUUGCGGAAGACCCGAACAGCUGGGAAAGGGAGUUUGCAGACUACGCUCUUUGGAGGAAACCUAUCGCGGAAGGUGUGUCUACGCAUGCUAAGGACUGGUUUGACCAUUUAUCUCGCAAGCGCACAUUGCAUCACCAACAUGCUGCGCAGCCGCGCCCACUGACUCCUACUGGUCAGCAACACGUCUGUUCACACUGUGGCCGAGGUUGCCGCCCUCGAAUCGGACUUAGGUACUAG